UCAGUCUGACUCAGCGCGCGUCACGCCCGAACGCGGAUCCGGUUCGGGCUCCGCUCGUCUCCUCACCUGGACUUUGUUUUUGUUUGUUUGUUUGUUUCCCGCGGACAUGUUUCACCUGAAGUCCGGCUCGGGACCGUGAAACCGAACUUUGGAGGCGGACGGGUUUUGGACGAGUCAAAUGGAGAGAGGGUGAAAGUGGACCGAGCCAUCCGGAUCAUCCGACUUUAACCAGGACAUAGGCCUAGUGUGAAAGGGGGAUGUCAAAUCGUGACUCGCUUGGAUUUGGGGACCUGCUUCCUCAGGAUGUGGUUGAGAUUUUUGCCCAGGAGAAGCACGGCAAAAGGGGCCGGAAGAAGCGCAGUCACUCACUGGGCCGAGCGUUUGGCUGGCUUAAGGGCAAGAAGAAGAAGCACGAUGGUUCUAAUGGACAGAGGCUCGGUCUCGGUCCGGCACUUGACUUGGCCUUGGAUGUGCACCCUACUGGGAAACAGGGAGCCCACAAGUCAGGAAAGCACGGGCAUCACCAGAGCAACAGUCAUGGACCAAAUCGAGAUGAUGAGAAGGCUCCAACCAUCUCAUCCAUCCAGGAGAACGUCUUCAUUGAGACCAACAGGCCAAAGUACCUGGAGGACCUUCACACUGAAGCUCUGGAAGGAUUAAAAAUGAUGCAGCAGGAAGAAUCGACUCAUGGGAUGGAGUUCACCGACGAUAUGAGCACAGUUUCGACAGCGACCGUCCAGGCAGACAGCGACGCAGCAGGGUUUAUGUCAGACAGCACCAUCGCCGACACAUCAUCUGUGGUCUCUGUCCAGUCAUCUGUUUCGACAAAAUCCUCCCGGUCUGGACUCACCAGGCAAGCAUCAACUUUCAGACCUUUGAAUUUGGGAAAGACUCCAGAAAAGACAAAGACAAAGAGAAAACACAGGAAAACUGUUGCAGGAAUCCCUCAGCAUAUCCAGAGAGAAAUGGGUCUGGACAGAGUGGGCUGGACAGUGACUUCAGUGGAGACUGAGGAGCAGCUCUUGAAUGGGGGAAAUGAAAACAUCACCGACAGACCACAAGGAGCAACAGAACCUCCAACAGGAUCCAGUUCCAGCUCUCAGAGCGUAUACAUCAUCCAGCCUAUCAGCAGAGAUCAAAUGGAUCAGCUGAGUGUGGCGCAGGCUGGUCACAGGGACGACCUGGCCCUGCUGCAGCACGUGGGCCCCGACGUGGUGGACGGAGAGAGGCCUCGGUCUGUGGCUGUUCCAGGGUUGACCACUGCCAGUAACCCUCAACAAGAGCUGCCCAGUCCGGUUAUGUCCAUUUCCCCUCAGGCUGCGUACCUGUCCAAAAUUAUCCCCAAUGCUGUUAUGCCACCCUCCAUAGAUGUAGUGGAAAUUAGCCGCGGGCGGAGCCGCAACAGUGUUCGCACUGUAAGCAAAAGCAGCUUGCUGAUAGCUAGCCCAGUAUCUUCCCGUGCCUCCUCCAGAGCUUCUUCCACCAAGGCUUCAACCCUCAACUCCGCCUCUGUCCAGAAUACCCCAAAUGUGUCCGAUAGUUCUGGCUGGAGCAACUCUGACUCCUCAGAAACCUUGGUAUCAAACUCCUCAACCAUCUCCAGCAGCAGUACCCCCAAACUGAAAUCAAAGAACGGAAAUGCAGAUGCAUCUGCUAAAGAGGAUGGAGUCAGUGUCCGUUCCUGUCACAGCAAAGUCUCUGCCAAUGGUCAACUCAUCGUUAAUGAAGAUGAGACCAAGAAACAAGGGGCCUUUGCACGCAGUCUGUCCGUCAUGAAACCAAAGAAAGCUCCUCCUCCUCCAAACCGCUCAUUUUCCCUUCACAAUAAGAUGAAGCGGCGGUCACGUGACCUGGCAGAGGUCAGGGUCAUUUCAGACGGAGGUCAUCACCACAGCAUCUCAGCCUCAGGUGUAGAAAGUGAGCACUGCAAACCGGGGUCCUCUCCUAGCAGCCCUGGCUACCAUGCUGAUACUAGCUCUCUAGAAGACUCUGUAGAUUCUCCAUCGGUCAGUCCUGUCAAAUCCCAGCUGCAGCCUCCACAGGUGGAGGACUCAGUUACCAAAGAUGGUUCACCUGAAAAGCAAAAAUAUCUUCAGGAGAAUAAGCUAAACAAAGUAAUUUCCCCUUCAAGUGGCUACUCAAGCCAAGAUGGUACACCUGCACAGCAUUCCAAACACAGCUCUUCUCCGAGGUUCAAGAAGGGCAUCUUGGCAAAACUUCAGAAAUUGUUUCCCGGGUCCUCUCCAACAGGUUCACCUCCAUCCCCACUGGUAUCACCAGGGACCUCUACAAAUAUAAAAGUCACUGAGCAUCUCAUGUCUCAGUCUAACUCUUCAGUUGACACAGUGAGUGUGAGCCCCUCAGUAAGGGCCUUGAGAGAACUUCUCAACAUCCCACCACCACCCAAAAUCCAUGCACCACCACCACCUCCACCAGAGGUGUGGGCUCACAACAAGCGUACCUUUGAGUUGCUGCUGGGACCUCCGGCUCCAGAUAUCACUUACACGGUCAUCAAGAAGAAUCCAAAGGACAGGAGACAGCAGAGGCACAUUCCUGUAGCAUCAACGGAGGGUUCUCUGAAGACCUUGAUAGAAGAGAGAAAUCACAAAGUUUUCACAGCAGAGUCCACUAAUGGAUCCCUACAUGUUCUUGGUGUAAAGAAAGUUCAAGCAAGUGAGAUUUUGAAUGUACAGAGUGGUAAAGAAAACCAUGAAAGACUGGCUCACAUGGAGCAGAGCGUAGAUCUGAAAGGAAACAGCAAAGUGACAGAAAUGACCGGCAAGAUGAAAGUGAGUGAAAUGUUAAGUGGAAUUUUGAUGAAAGCUGCAGAGAAGCGACAUGAAAAACCUGGGGCAGUGAAAACAGAAGCCAAGACACACGUGGAUCCAGUAUCUGCCAUUUCAUUAGUGAACAUUUCUCCAUCUGUUACUCCUUCUCCAUCACACCAUCCUCCCCAUCCACCCACCAAACAGACCACAUAUGUAGGCGUGACACAAGGGGCAAACCAAGUUCCCACAUCCCCUGAUGCUUCCUGGCCCCUCCCACCCCCACCAAUGGCACAAACAUCUUGGACCAUUGUCAGUGGGAAAGAUGAGACGGACUUACCCCUUCCACCUCCCCCAAUAUUUAGUGUGGAGACGUUUGUGUUACAAUCAGAGACGUCCACCUGCGGUCCAGUGGGUUUGCAGGACUCUUCUACGGCCAUGUCGGUGACGCCAGUGGUAGAGACCAGUCAAGACAAAUGUGCUGUUUCUUCUUCGUCAGAGAAGGUGGACGAUGCUGUGCAAAUAACCCCGACUACACCCCUGAACAUCCCCCCACCUCCACCUUAUGCUGCACCCCCUCCACCCAGCGCAGCGCCCCAUCCACCUUCUCAGUCAGCUCCCCUUCCUUUGAUCGUACGUCCGUGCAUUAACAGUGUCCCUCCUCCUCCUCCUCCUCCUCAUCUUCCUCCUGAAAAAGUCUGUUUUUCAGCAUUCAAGGAGGUCUCUCCUUCACCACCAAAAGAUCUCUCUCCCCUGCCACCAACAGAGACCUUCCCUCCGCCACCUAAAGAGUUCUCGCCGUCUUCUCCUAAGGAGGUCUCUCUUCCACUGCUGACAGAGAUAUUUCCUCUGCCACCUAAAGAGUUUAGUCUUUUGCCACUAAAACAUCUCUCUCCUCUGCCACCUCAGGAGGCAUCCCCAAUGCCCAUUAAAGAGGUAUUUCCACCAGUGCAAGAUGUUUCCUCACAUCUGAUGAAAGAGAGCGGCCCUUUUCCACUUGUAGAGGUCACCACUCUGCCUCCAGUUCAAGAGGUUACUCCUCCCUCCUGUCCACCUUCUGAAAAGGCAGUACCCGUAGUGGUUGGAAUACUCUCUCCACCACACGAACCUGCACCACCACUACAAUCAGAAACUCGUUGUUCAGACCAGAAUGGUGAAGACAUCCCAGUCAAAUCUGAAACUGUCCCUUUUCCAUCCAACAGUGUAAUUUAUCCACACAAGAGUGUUCCACCACCACUUCCCUUAGAACGUCUCCCCCAGUCUUUGGCCUUGAAUACUGAUAGUCCAGCAACCCAGGAUGCAUCUCCAUUACCUUCUGAUGAUGAUCUAGAUUUUGCUUCUUCUUUACCUGUAUACAUUCCCCCUCCUCGUACUGAGGCUACUCAAGUUUCUGCAUUUCUCAACAAACAAACAAGUCCUCCUUGCACAGAAAACCAAAGCCAAGAGUCAGAUUCAGUUUCCGUCCGUCAAGAGCAGCCCAGGAUUACCCCUUCUCUUCUACAAAUGGUGAAGUUGAGAUCUAGUGGCAGUCCUGAUCCAAUUCAAGCACGGGACCACCCCCAGCCAGAAGUCAUGAUGAGGUCCCAACAGCCCAGUCAUGAGAUUCCAUCCCAAUCUUCAAGUGGUGAGGCUCCUCAGAAACCCAUCAGAAGGUCUCUGAUCAUGACCUCAUCCACCGUAGUUACAUCACAGUCAACUGCUCCAACGACAGAUUCUACUGUGGUCCCCCCUGAAUCUUCACCCACAGUAGUCUCACCAACAAAGUUGUCACCACCUCCCGUGACUGUCAUUCAGUCCAUGAAGCUACAGGAGGCCAUCCGCCUGAGGACUGCAGCCAGAUCAAAAGACGGCCCUCCAACUCGCAUCAGCCUGCAUUCCCCUACGUCUCCGCUACAUGCAGACGUCCUCAAGUCGCCCACUAGCACAGCUAGCUUCAUCUUCUCCAAGAGCAGCAGGAAGGUUGUCAUUGAGACCAAACCUUACGGAGAAGCUGCGGCUAACUUACAGAAUCCGCCUGCUGUUGUUUCAUCUGUAACAAAGAAACAAAUUGAAGCAGAAUCGCUAAAGAAAGGAGUCAAAGUGCCGCCGCCUGUUGCAAAGAAACCCGCAACGAAGGUCGAGUCGAGUGCAGGCGGAGAGCGGACUGCAGGUCAGGAAGCACCCGAGAGCAGCGAUUGUACCGCGGAGCCACACGGGACAGAGAGUCAUGUCAAAGGAGAGCAGACACUAUCACCAUGAUUCUAAAGACUGAAACUGAUUUGGAACAGUUCCCCUGGGAUAUUCCUGAUAGGAACGCUGAUGUUCCUGAUUGGAACGCUGACAUUGCUGCAGAAGGCCUUAAAGAGCGACAAACUCCAUGUUUAAAACUGUUUAUGAAACUCUUGCUGGUGUAACGUUCCUGGUGUGGGUCUUUAUGUAUAACUCCUGGCAAAAAUUAUGGAAUCACCAGCCUCGGAGGAUGUUCAUUCAGUUGUUUAAUUUUGUAGAAAAAAAGCAGAUCACAGACAUGACACAAAACUAAAGUCAUUUCAAAUGGCAACUU
Thalassophryne amazonica is the source of this 5307-nucleotide messenger RNA. RefSeq lists its product as uncharacterized. The record is from RefSeq and is a predicted model, not a curated record. The transcript is spliced from 8 exons. The coding region runs from base 258 to 5003 and encodes 1581 amino acids. Gene Ontology annotation, biological process: cell differentiation. Lineage: Eukaryota; Metazoa; Chordata; Actinopteri; Batrachoidiformes; Batrachoididae.